AAUUCUUCUCCUCCAUACUCAGAACAAGGUGCUCCUUGCUGCACAGCGACCAAUGCAGUAGCAUCCUGCAGCACUGACUCAGGACACGGGGUGGAAAGCAGAGCGAUGAAGAAGACCACCAGAGACCACCUGGUUUCCACCCUGGAGAACCUGAGGGAGGAGGAUCUCAACAGAUUCAAGUUCAAGCUCAAUGAAUUCCCCAUUGCAGAGUGCUUUGACAACAUCCCCCAAGGGUCACUGGAGAAAGCGAAUGCCAUGGAUCUGGGCCGACUCCUGCUGGGAUUCUACACGGAGGAUUAUUCUGUGCAGGUGACAGUCAAUGUGCUCAAUGCCAUCAACUGCAGGGAUGAGGCAGAGAAGCUCCUCAGCCUCACCAGGAAGAGCUAAGAAAGAAGGAGGGCCAUCUCAUGGAACUGGCUGGGAUUGAAGGCAAAUGGAGGGCCGGUCGCCACUGAUGCCCCACCCGCUGGGAGGUGAGGGUGAUUGAUUCUGGCCAUUUCUUCAUGGGGACGAAAGGAGGAAAGCCUUAUAUCAGGGCCAGCCAAUCUAGUGCCCUUCAGCUCUUCAUUUAUUUUACUUAUUUAACAGAAUUUGCAUUCCUUUUAGCUGUAAACACCUCUAAGCAGUGU
Molecule: messenger RNA, 629 nt
Organism: Lacerta agilis (Sand lizard)
Lineage: Eukaryota; Metazoa; Chordata; Lepidosauria; Squamata; Lacertidae
Product: pyrin domain-containing protein 1-like
Exons: 3
Coding region: 106-387 (93 amino acids)
Source: RefSeq, a predicted model, not a curated record